AUGAGCGUUGCUCCGCAGCACGACUGGCACUCGUCGCAGAGGCCUCGCAUUCGACAAGCCGGGAACGGCUCUACCCGCAACUUUCUCGCUAACACGCGCGCACCGCCGAGCCUGGGGCGGGCGCGCUGCGGCCGCACGUCUAACUUCGUCAUAGUGCCACGACGGCUAGCCGUAGGCAGCUAG
Molecule: messenger RNA, 183 nt
Organism: Emiliania huxleyi CCMP1516
Lineage: Eukaryota; Haptophyta; Isochrysidales; Noelaerhabdaceae
Exons: 2
Coding region: 1-183 (60 amino acids)
Source: RefSeq, a predicted model, not a curated record